Messenger RNA from Trichophyton rubrum CBS 118892, 396 nucleotides. RefSeq lists its product as uncharacterized. Lineage: Eukaryota; Fungi; Ascomycota; Eurotiomycetes; Onygenales; Arthrodermataceae. Bases 1 to 396 code for a protein of 131 amino acids. The transcript is spliced from 2 exons. The record is from RefSeq and is a predicted model, not a curated record.
AUGGAGCAUAGAGGGCAAGAUGAAGAGCUUGCAGUCUCUGUAUCGGGUCUAAACGCCCGGCGUCAUGCAGACAAAGACAUCUCGCUGGCAAGUUUCACAUCCAGGUACCUGCUCAAUCGUGCCCAUCACAACCUGAUCAACCAACAUUUAACCCAGCAUUCCGGGUGUUGGAUUAUUCGGGACUCUGAAACUAAGAAUAACAACAUGCAGCCGACUAAGGCACCUGCAGGAUCCCGAGCAAGCGGACAGCCAGAAGAAACCCCAGGUUUGCCGCCGAAAUCUGCAGCCAAUUUCACACUCGCUCUCAUGUACAAAAUCUUCCCCAACUUCCAAGUACCCAACCGCCAGGUCGCCGUGUUUCAUCCAUUCUCAUAUAACCAAGUUUUGUGUCACUAG